UGUAAUGAAAAGUAAAGAUGAAAAGUGCGAUGGAUUUGUUUUCAUCUUUUUUCUAAAUAUUUAUUUAGUUCAUUGGUUUAAACUUAUCUAAAUAUAUAAUUGUGUAAAUUGAGUUAUAGUUGCUAAAACGUUGAAAAAGGCAUUGGUACAAAACCCACUGAUGUUAAUUUCAUUAUUACUUCCGAAAAGAAAUCAAGAUUAACAAACGCAAUGGACCACAAUCCACCAGAACCAAUGUCACUAACAGCAGAUGAAAUUGAUCCUGAAGAAACACAGCACAAACAACAAGGAGAUAUUGACAGAGAUAUUGAUGAAGAGAUAUCAGCUCGGAUGACCGCUUCCUACAGUGAAAUAUCCUUUCAUUCUGACCACGGACAGAGUAGUGAUGACACUGCCAAAGCAGCUGGCCCAUCUAGGCCAUACGACUUACCAUCAGAGAACAGAAAACAAGAAAAAAUCCCCUUGAACAUAGAUGGUCACGUCCGAUAUGAAGGAGAUAUGACUCACUAUGUUGCAGAUGAUUUAGAAUUUAAAAUCAAACUGUCUAGUCCAAUUACUAAGCGUGGAGAAACCCCAGUGUUUGGCAGCAACAGUGCCUCUCGUUCCAGUACACCUUCAGGGAAACUUUACAGACAGAUACUGGCUCCUCAAAUAGGUCAAAUUGAUAUAACUGUAUUAAAUGACUUAGAAUAUGAGGCUCAAAAAAUUGCCCAGUCUGUUGAUAACUUAAUAGAGAAUUUAUCAAGCAUUUUGCAUUCUAAUUCCUCUUUAACAGCUGAUAACAUGGAAGUUUAUAAAGAUGCUGUGGGGAAAACUUGUGAUGCAAUGGAUAAUAAUAUUAAGAGUAUGUACACAAUACUUGCUAAGGGUGAGGAAGUCUCUCAAGCAAUGGUCCCCGUGCAAGCUCAAGCUGCAAGAAUUGCUGAAAUCAAAAGACUACUCCAAGUGUUUGAAAAUAAUUUUUAAUUACAUUCCAUUUAGGUCUAAAUAAAUAACAAUAAUGCUUUGUAAAUAUGUCUAUACACCAUAUAAAUAGAUUAUAAUAAUCAUGAAAGAA
Pectinophora gossypiella (pink bollworm) is the source of this 1057-nucleotide messenger RNA. It is a transcript of the gene BORCS6, whose product is annotated as BLOC-1-related complex subunit 6. NCBI's taxonomy places the organism in Eukaryota, Metazoa, Arthropoda, Insecta, Lepidoptera, Gelechiidae. Gene Ontology annotation, cellular component: BORC complex. The transcript has a single exon. Gene Ontology annotation, biological process: lysosome localization. The record is from RefSeq and is a predicted model, not a curated record. Bases 211 to 966 code for a protein of 251 amino acids.